Seriola aureovittata is the source of this 3580-nucleotide messenger RNA. It is a transcript of the gene numb, whose product is annotated as NUMB endocytic adaptor protein. The transcript is spliced from 11 exons. NCBI's taxonomy places the organism in Eukaryota, Metazoa, Chordata, Actinopteri, Carangiformes, Carangidae. Gene Ontology annotation, molecular function: cadherin binding. Bases 168 to 2165 code for a protein of 665 amino acids. The record is from RefSeq and is a predicted model, not a curated record.
UAGCAGCCAUUCAGCGGCGGUGGCUGAAGCGAUUGGACUGCGAGCGUCUCUCCCUGCACUUUCUGUGGAAUUUGAAUUAUUUCGGCACGGCACGGUUCGUGAUACAUAGGUGACGGCAUUAGCGGGGCGUCUUCUGGGUCGCAGCGGUGAUCACAGGGAGCUCAGCGAUGAAUAAGCUACGGCAGAGCUUCCGCCGGAAGAAAGACGUCUACGUGCCGGAGUCCAGUCGGCCGCACCAGUGGCAGACAGACGAGGAGGCGGUCCGCAGCGGCAAAUGCAGCUUUGCAGUCAAGUACCUGGGACACGUGGAGGUGGAGGAGUCCAGGGGGAUGCACAUCUGCGAGGAUGCAGUGAAGCGGCUGAAGACGGACAGGAAAUUCUUCAAAGGAUUCUUUGCAAAAGCUGGGAAGAAGCCGGUGCGGGCUGUGUUGUGGGUGUCGGCAGAUGGUCUUCGUGUUGUAGACGACAAAACAAAGGACCUGAUCCUGGACCAGACAAUAGAGAAGGUGUCGUUCUGCGCUCCGGACCGGAACUUUGAGAGGGCGUUCUCCUACAUCUGCAGGGACGGCACCACGCGACGCUGGAUCUGCCAUUGUUUUAUGGCCAUCAAAGACUCAGGAGAGCGCCUCAGUCACGCUGUGGGCUGCGCCUUCGCCGCCUGUCUGGAACGAAAACAGAAGCGGGAGAAGGAGUGUGGGGUCACGGCGACCUUUGACGCCAACAGAACCACUUUCACCCGCGAGGGCUCAUUUCGUGUUACUACGGCAACAGAGGCGGCAGAGCGGGAGGAAGUCAUGAGGCAGCUACAGGAUGCUAAAAAAGCAGAGACAGAUGUGAAGGUUGCUGGGAACUCAGCCACCAGUGUGACAAACUCCUCAGCACACCAGACAGGAGGUUCACCAUCCCCCUCGUCCUCCCCGCCCCUCUCUGUGUCCGCCCUGGGACCUCAGGCGAUCCCCCGCAGACACGCGCCGGCCGAGGCUCUUGCCAGGCAGGGCUCCUUCAGGGGCUUCCCGGCCCUCAGUCAGAAGACGUCUCCCUUCAAACGACAGCUGUCGCUGCGCAUGAACGAGCUGCCCUCCACCAUGCAGCGCAAGUCCGACUUCCCCAUGAAAAACACAGUACCUGAGGUAGAAGGCGAAGGUGACAGCAUCAGUUCGCUGUGUACCCAGAUCACAACAGCAUUCAGUGGCCCCCCGGAGGACCCCUUCUCCUCGGCACCGAUGCCCAAGCCGGCUUCAUCCCCACAGUCUCCUGUAGCACCAGUGAACGGCACAGCUCCAGCCUUCUCCGUUGCCGUUGCCGCUGCUGCUGUUGCUACUGCUAACCCCCCAGUUCUGGCCCCCGCUCUGCCUGCUCGAGAAACUAACCCCUGGGCUAAGACCCCAGCAGGGGCCCCGGCCUCAGCACAGCCAGGAAGUGACUGGUCAUCACCUACUCCAGUGAUAGUAGUCCCCCCCUCAUCCUCCCCAGCUAUACCCUCCCACAAACGCACGCCAUCAGAAGCGGACCGGUGGUUAGACGAAGUCACCAAGUCUGUCCGAGCUCCGCAGCCUAAUCCGAUCAUGGCAGCGGCAUCGCCCCCCACCCAGCAGUUCACUGCCCCCGUGCCGAUUCCUGUGGCGCCCGUUCCCUCUGUUCCCUUCAUGUCCUCUCUGCCCCCCGCCGUGCCCAUGUUGCCCCCUCGCCAGCCUGCCUUCCACGCUCAGGCUCCAGCCUCCUACCCAGUGUCCAACGGGCUGCCGUUCCCUCAGCCCAGUGUGCCUGUGGUCGGCAUCACUCCUUCACAGAUGGUGGCUAAUGUGUUCGGCUCAGCCACGCAACCCCAGCCGUUCCCCGUCCCUGCGUCUACGACCCCCCAGCACGAUGUCCAGGCCGUCGGCAGCGUCAGCCCGUUCAUCAAACCCCCGCAGUCCGCGGUCAUGAACCCUGUUCACCUCCAGCCAUCCAAUGGCAGUGUGACCUUUAACGGAGCAGACAGCUGGGCAGCUCCGUCCCAACUCGCUCCAUCCUCCCCAGCCUCCCAGCCGCCCCCACAGCAGCAGGAAGAUGCCUUUGAGGCCCAGUGGGCAGCUUUGGAGAGCCGCUCACGCCAGCGCACCACACCCUCCCCGACGAAUCCCUUCUCCACCGAGCUGCACAAGACCUUCGAGAUCCAGCUCUGAAGCCUGGGCUUGAGAUGAGAACGUACUGGACAAUAAAGAUUUGCUUGAGCAGGUGGGUGAUUGACUACAGAAGAGAGCGACACGUCCUGCCUCUCCUCGUCUCGGUUUCAGCGGACAAGCUCAGCGGGGCUGAAGAGAACUGGCACAGUGGAGAGCAGCAGGUGAAUCAACAGGGAGCGGAGCUCUGCACAGCAGUGAGGGGAGAAAAAAAAAAACAAAACAGGUUGCUGUUAACAAGGGUGCAGCUCCCCAGGCAUUUCAUUAGCAUCGUCUGUAUUGUUUUUCGUUUGUGCUGUGGCGCGCAAGGUCGUCAUUACCCCGUGGAUUAUCCGUGCUGAGCCACAUCCAGCCCCCUUGUCAGCCCCCUCCCACCCACCCACCCACCCAGGUGCGGUUGCUCCCGUCCCCUGCCCUCCUUUUGCUCCGUUUAGCUCCCAGCGCCCCCUGUUGACAGGACGAGACCUCCCUCACCUGGCAGAGGAACUGCAGCACUGAGAGAACUCGGCUUCCAGAUGAGAAGUUCUCGUUAAUAACUUCCCAAUCAGAAGAAGAGUGAGACAAUGCCAAAAUCUUUAUUUUUAUGCAUUAAGUAUAUUUUAAAUAGCUUUGGAAUCUAACAGAAGAGUUGUAAGUAAUCUUGCCAAAGGCACAGGCUAGCUACAAUGAGACAAGUUUAUGUUCGUGUAUACAAGAAAUGACCCUAUAUAUUAUACAUAAAUAUAUAUAUAUCUAUAAAGAAUCUAUACUGUACACACAGCUCACAGCAGUGCUAAUUUUUAAUGUGAUGUAAAGAGAUUUUGUGAAGGGACAGCUGCUUUACCUUUGUGUUUUAUUGUUUUAUUUUUGAAGAAAAAUCUCUUUAUUGCCGUCUAUUGCAUCCUCUGAUUGGAUGUGAAGCAUCUCACUGUAAAUACGGUAUCAUUGCAGCAACAAUCAAUGUGGACCUAGCGAUGGUGGUGGUGCCCAACUGGUUGCCUCUCUUACCUGUGCUCAGUUUUCAAUAUUUUAGUACACAUCAGUACUUAACAUUUUACUCCUUCUGUCUUCAUUGUCAUUCUUUUUGCGUGGUAACGAUCUUGUUUUUUAUUUAACACAUUAGGAUGUGUCAUCUUCUGUUUCUCCACCUCUUGUAUUAUUGUUAUUAUUAUUAUUAUUUUUUUUUUUUUAGUAGUUGAUUUCUAAAUUCUUAUUUUGCACAAGCACUAAACGUAGAUGAUUUGACCUCACAGGUGACCUUGAUCAACAUGGGUUAGUCAGUUGUGGUGCUGCAGUAGCUGAGAAGCUGCGUGCUGACCUGCCCUGACCUCCGUUAGCCUGCUGUGUUCUGACGGUCAGCAGAAAACUACAGGGAGAUAAAACGGUUUCAUCUCUCACUGUCUAAUUUCUCUCUUGUCAUGUUUUUUUUUUUUUUUUUU